UCGUGUCACCACUUUUGCGUGCUCCUUAUCGCGCAAAAUAAAACUCCGAAAAAACAGCACAAAUUCACGCGGCCAUUCCCGGGGGUGCUUGUGCAAUACUUUAACCGAGUGCCGUCAGUCGAUUUUAGUCAAUUUUUGGUUCCCGUUGCAAAAGUGCUGAUGCGGCAGGUGUUUGUCACACAGAAAAGCGAAACGUGUUCCAUUCAUUCAGUCUGAUUAGAGCGAUGGCUGAUAACAACAGCUGUUAGGUGAGUUCGGGGGCCACCCGAGGACUCGUGCAACCGAUAACGCGCUAGCACGAAAGAUGGCCAACACUAGAACGACUAGCACCAGCAGCAACGAUCUGCCGAACAAUUGCAGCAAAAAGGAAACCUUCCGGGAACGACAGGAAACGGAACUGGAAGUGAUUCGGUCGAUUUACGAAACCCAGGUUGAGGAUCUUCGGCCCAAGGAAGGAAAAUGGCGCCCUUUGGAAGUGCGACUCAGGCUGACUCCCCAGAAGGGAUCGGCCCGAGAAGCUUACGUCAGAACGGACUUGCGAGUUAGCUGUAAUAAGAAUUAUCCCAAAUAUCCGCCGAAAAUUGAACUGGAAAACACUGUUGGAUUGUCGGAUGCUUUGGUGAAAGAUUUGCUUGAACAACUAAAGGCGCAAGCCGAUGAGCUGAAGGGGGAAGUAAUGAUCUACGAGUUGGCCGGAACGGUGGAAGGGUUCCUUCAUAAGCACAAUGCUCCGCCGAAGGGAAGUUUCUACGAUGAAAUGUUGGCCAAUCAACAAAAGCGAGCGAUGGAUUUGCAGAACACCUUGAAGGCGGAGGAAGAUCAACGGAGGCAGGUGGUUCAGGAUGAGCUGCAGAAAAGGAAGAAGGAGUUGGAGCGUACUAGGCGAGAAUCGAAACACAGCAUUAAUGAGACAAGCCCUUUGCAUCGGAACACGAGUUCGUCGGAUAACAGUGAAGGGAAUCAGUUCAGAGGAUUAUCCAAUUUUUGUCUGGAUCAUCGGAGAAGUGAGACCCUUUUCUUCAAGGACGGCAGAAAGAUUGUCAAAGGUUGUUGUUUGGGACAUUCUCAACGCGGUUGUAUAGCCUAUUCAGGGAUUGAUAUUCAAACUGGUCAACUCGUUUAUAUUACUGAAUGGAGUAUCGAUCUGGACGAGGAUGGGCAAACGAUAAAUGGAAAAAGCUCGGAGGAAGUUGUAUCAGAAAUUGAAAAACAAGUAGCGUGUUUGUCUACAAUAAAACACAAGAAUUUAAUCUCAUACGAAGGAGUGCUCUGUAAAGUUGGAAAAGAUGGAAUCGACAUCUAUGUUAUACAGGAUUUUAUUCUCGGGACAAGUUUGUUUACCAUAUCCGGUUCCCUGGGAUGGUCAGUGGAAGGUGCAAGUAUGGUUGCCAAAGGCAUUUUAGAAGCCUUAAUUCAUCUGCAUAACAAUGGAGUUUCUCACGAUAACCUUUCGGAUUCGACUGUCUUCAUGGAUAAUUCUGGUUACAUUCGGGUGGCCGAUUUCAAGCUCAUACCUUACAUUCAAGAGAUGAUCAACGGGCAACCGUGUGUCCGUAGCGAUCUUCCCGCACUCGGUUCCUUGGUAGAAUCAUUUUUUAAUGCCCACUCUGAGAUGAAAGAUUUUAUUGAUCGUUGCAAAUCAGAGCGCACGAUCUCGGCAUCAGACCUUUUAAGCCAUCCAUUCCUAAGACCGAUCCUGCUACAGGAUAUUCAUAAAGAAAAUCAUCGCACUGUUAAUCGGGAAGUCAAACCACCGGAACAGCAACCAACGGAACGUUCUGUCCACUCGAUCCCAGCUUACAUGAACACCUCCCUGACCACGGAAAAAUCUCGUCUGCAAACCGAGUUCGAAGUUCAAUCGUUCGUCGGAAAAGGUGCAUAUGGAGACGUGCUCAAGGUGAGAAAUAUUCUCGACAAUCGCCAGUACGCCAUAAAGCGAAUUUUGCUUCCGGCACGUUCCAAACAAUUCUACAAAAAGAUGACACGUGAGGUUGAACUACUUUCAAGGUUGAAUCACGAAAACGUCGUUCGGUAUUACAACAGUUGGGUCGAAGCUGUCAGUCCAAGCGACGCUGAGGUUCCCGGAGCGGAGGGAAGUGGCGAUGAAUGGUCAGUCAGUGUCGACAGUAUUCCUCGAAAAGUUCCCAGCUCGGCAGCCAAAGUUGUGAAGAAAAAUCUGGAUAAAAAUUCCGACUGGGUGCUGGACUGUAUGCCGAUUGAUUCCAGCAGCGACGAGGACGACGAUGAUGAUGAAGAUGAGGACGAGGAUAACGAUGAGGAUUUCUCCGAUGGGAUUGAGUUCGUUGAUUCGAAUGGAGAAGUCGCGACGUAUGGUGAAUUCAGCGAAGGUACCAAUGGUGGUGAACUGGAGGAUAAGAAAGUUCGAAAUGGCGCAGCUUCUGCCGCCGGACACCCGGAAAUGUUGUACAUGUACAUCCAGAUGGAAUUUUGCGAAAAGAGCACUUUGAGAACGGCCAUCGAUUCGGAUCUGUACCAGGAUGUCGAUCGUGUCUGGCGUUUGUUUCGGGAGAUUGCUGAAGGGCUGAGUCACAUCCAUCAACAGGGUAUGAUCCAUCGGGAUCUGAAACCGGCUAACGUUUUCCUUGAUUCCCGGGAUCAGGUCAAAAUAGGAGACUUUGGCCUGGCAACUACCAGUAUUCUUGCAUUGCAGAAUCAGCAACACGAACGAUUGGCUCACAGUCAUCAAUCGAAAUCGCUCGAUGCGGGCCACUCUAUGACCGGGAAGGUUGGAACGGCACUUUACGUUGCUCCUGAACUAACUGGAAACGCAUCGAAGUCGACCUACAAUCAAAAAGUGGAUCUUUUUUCGCUGGGUAUCGUUCUGUUUGAAAUGAGUUUUCCACCACUUUCCACCGGUAUGGAGAGGGUGAAAACUUUAAUGGACCUUCGUUCAGAGAGCGUAAUAUUCCCGGAAUCUAUUCUUGGUGACAAUAAGUAUUCGCAACAAGUUCAGGUUAUUCGUUGGUUGCUGAACCACGAUCCCAGCAAAAGACCAACGGCUGAAGAACUUCUUUCUUCGGAGAUUGUUCCACCGACACGAUUGGAGGCCGGUGAAAUCCAAGACGUUGUGCGCCACGUGUUGUCUAACCCUCAGUCGAGACAUUAUAAACAUUUGAUAGCGCGAUGUUUCGGUCAAGAGAGUGACGCGAUCUCCGAGCUGAGCUACCAUCUAGAUAUGGUUCCGAUAAUGCCUCGUUUCGAUUAUAUCAAAUCGAAAAUAGUUACCCUGUUUAGGCGACAUGGAGCAAUUGAAGUCGUGACACCGCUUCUAACACCGUACACCAAGUCCAUGGCCAGGGGAAACACUGUUAAGCUGAUGACUCACUCGGGUAGUAUCGUGUCAUUACCAGACGAUCUUCGGAUACCGUUUAUAAGGCAUGUCGCCUUGAAUGGAAUCAAAUUCAUACGGAGGUAUUCCAUUGGACGGGUUUAUCGGGAAAAGAAAGUAUUCAACUUCCAUCCGAAGCAAGUGUACGAAUGUGCGUUCGAUAUCGUUACACCUAUUCGAGGAAACUUGAUCGUGGAUGCAGAGCUCCUUUCGAUCGCAAAUGAGAUUAUGCGGGAGCUCAACCUGUUGGAUCCGGAACGGAACCUGUUCUUCCGAAUAAACCACAUAAGCCUACUGAGGUCCAUUUUGCUGUACUGCAACGUUCCAACCGACAAGUACAAAGAACUUUUCGAAAUCGUACUCGAUUUCCUGGAUGAGAAGAUCUCCAAAUUUCAACUGGUGGCAUCGAUCAACAAUCAAAUUCAGCAACCGGGUAUGAAAAUCAAUAGCACCUACCUAUGUGAUGCCCUGCAGGUUGACGUUCCGCUUACCCAAAUCAACGGCACGCUGCUCAAGUCGCUGAUCAAGGGGAAAGGUGAGGCUGCAAUGUUGGCCAAGGUUGCCAUACGAGAGUUGGAGACGGUUGUUUCGUUGGCCCAGGGCAUGGGCGUUCAGUGUCCGAUGACUGUUUGUCCAGGGUUGCCGCUGAACUAUGAAAGUGCUAAAAAUGGUGGCAUCGUUUGGCAACUUCUGGGAGAAUUGAAGGCGAAAAAGAAGAACCCUGUUACCACUAUCGCUGUUGGAGGGCGUUACGAUGCAAAACUUGCCGAAUUUCAGAAAUCUGGUGUGACCAACGGUUUACAGGUCCCAAAAGUGGAGCUUACCGGAGCAGGGCUGAGUUUCCAUCUGGACAAACUGAUUCACGCCAUCACUCCCUGUGCUGGUUGUGAACCAGUUGAAGUGCUAAUUUGCAUCACCGGGUCCAGGCCUCCUUUGAAAGAGGUGGUUCAAAUCUUACGCUCCCUAUGGUCCAACGGAAUUAAAACAGGAAUUCACGAGGGCGGUCUCUCCUUCGAAGACAGUGCCAAAGAAAUCGGUGCUAACUUGGUGGUCAUCGUUGGAGAAGGUGGGGAGCUAAGGGUACGCACAUGGAAUCACGAUCGUUUCCAAGAACGCCACGUCACUCGACCGGAGUUAAUAAGUUAUAUCCUGAAAAUCCUUCGACCGGAAGCGUCCAUCAGUGAAGCGACCAUUGCACUCCAGAACACCUCGCUGACGAGCGUCGCAUCUACCAAAAGUAUUCCGUCCCUGUUGAAUCAAUCGCAAAGUAACAAAACUGGCGCCUCAUCCAAUCUUAUCUUUUUGACGGCAGAAAAGAUCAACACCAAUAAAAGGCGCCGGUACGAAAACCAAGUUGAGCAUAGGCUGUCUCCAAUCCUAGCGAAAUUCCAACGGAAGGAAACAAUCUCGCUCAUUAUGGUAGAUCUACCGAACGCUCCGCUUCGAGGUUUGAUUGGUGUCAUAGAUCCAACAGAGCUAGUCAACGGCCCGGAUCAGAACUCAGCCAGCACUUUGGAGCUGAAGGCGCUCAUUGAAAAGUACCCCAAGUACAAGAAAAACAUCAAGGAAAUCUACGACGAAGUGAUUGACAUCUUCAGCGAAAGCAAGGAGAUUCCCGUGGUAGGCGUUUACAGCGUAGUGGAUUCGUUCUGCCGAUUGAUCUUGUAGAGGUUUUUGUUUCGUCCUUCAAAUAUGCCAUUUUACGUAAUAUAUUUAUUUUUAAGCAGUAGAGGGUUCAUCUUUCACGGCAGAGUGUUAUUUAGUAACGCUGGUUUGUACAAAUAGCAUUUGGCGUAGUAUAAUGGUAAACCGCUGAUUUUUUCAAGAAUGGCUAGUCUACAAACAUUUUUCAGUAUAUUACUGAUCACAACGUAGAUGCAGUGGAUUAAAUGCAAUACUCAGAGAGAAAAAGCUUAUCGUAAUUGAAAUUAUACUUAUUUCUGUGCAUCUUAAGUAUUGUUAACUCUCAGUUCUGUCUCCAUAAUUUCAUGAUUAUUUAUGAUUCAUCUUUUUAUGUUAGUCUCUUAUCACCUAUUUCCACAUAAUCGAAACUUUAUGAAUUCUCACUAGAGUAGAACUUCCAUAUUUUCAUUUCUUUGCCAUUGUCAUUUUGCCAAAUGUUCUUAGUGCAUACUGCACAAUGCUUCAAUGACACUCUGCCUUCGAUGGAACACGAGCACCUUCAAUGUAAAUUGUACCCUGAUGUUAUGAACAUUAAACAAUUAAACACAAACGAAAAACACCGAAAGUUCACUUAGCAAAGCGCCGAUUGAAAAAACGUACAACGUAAUUUGAAAAAUUCAAAAUACUAACCCGAUUAAAAAUCGAUAAAAUAAAAUACGCUAAAAAUAUGUGGACAUAUUACUGAUUUUUGUAAAACAAUAAAUAUUUUACCUUUACGAUAAAAA
Molecule: messenger RNA, 5757 nt
Organism: Uranotaenia lowii
Lineage: Eukaryota; Metazoa; Arthropoda; Insecta; Diptera; Culicidae
Gene: Gcn2
Product: eIF-2-alpha kinase GCN2
Exons: 4
Coding region: 305-5017 (1570 amino acids)
Biological process (GO): DNA damage checkpoint signaling; regulation of translational initiation by eIF2 alpha phosphorylation
Cellular component (GO): cytosol
Molecular function (GO): protein binding; eukaryotic translation initiation factor 2alpha kinase activity; ATP binding
Source: RefSeq, a predicted model, not a curated record